Messenger RNA from Drosophila pseudoobscura, 2640 nucleotides. Its product is annotated as transmembrane protein 26. The transcript has 7 exons. The coding region runs from base 767 to 2374 and encodes 535 amino acids. Lineage: Eukaryota; Metazoa; Arthropoda; Insecta; Diptera; Drosophilidae. The record is from RefSeq and is a predicted model, not a curated record.
CCAGCACGGACAAUCCUCUAUCGGACCUCCAUUGUCUUUAUUUUCACUGUUCAAUGACUUCACGUGCGCUAAAAACAUUGACCUAACUUUACCCACAUUAAAAGUAAACAUCAACAACUUCUAUGGGGGGUGGUUUUAUGAUGACUAUAACUUUCCAUGCAGCUACAUUAUCACGUUUUGAUGGCCAAGGCUGGGCGGGCGCCGCGCCGUUUCACUCCCGCGAUUUGUUUGCAUUGCAUUUGUGUCCAGACCUGGAGCCUCGGAGCAGAGCCGAGCCGGGCAGGGCUUGGCCUGGCCUGGCUAGUCGUUGGCUAAAAAGUCAGCUGAACCAUUUAACGGUCGUGUGAUUUCUAGGUACACAUACUAUAAGUGUAACACGCAUGGGUUCGAUUUCGUUCGGGGGUGUCAUUACCAGGAGCGUUUCAAGCUAUUUGGAGUACAGCUUCGAAUGUCCUUCCUUCGCCGCUAGAGACGGUCCUGGAUAUGACGAAGACACUUCGGCUAAGGCGGACACAGGGACACUGGGACUGGGCUCACGUCCAUUCACCAAUUACGCGCCUUUCGCCGCUGCGGUGUUCUUAAUUUCUUAAAAAGCGUUUAAACAUCUAAUGAAAGCAUUUUGGCCCGCGGUUCUGCUGUCCGUCAAAUCAGUUUCGUUUGGCUUUUCGCCCUGUACGGUUCGGUAUCGGUUUGAUUUUGGUUCUAUCGGAGGAGACUGAUUGACACUCAAUGCUGAGAGCCACAGGAUUAUGUCAUUGAGACCAUCAUGGCCAAGAUAAUAUCCACGAUAAAGGCCAUCCUCACGAGGAUCAUCUUCAGUGCCCACAGUCUGCUGGCAAUUUGGCAGGUGACGACGUUCAAGGACGACAUCAUCUACUGGACACUAUGCGGACCCCUGCUGCUGCUGCUGCUCGAGGGCAUUUUCACCAUCAUGAUCAAGAAGACGCAGGAGUGGCGCUGGUUCUGCCCCUCCGUGUUUCUAUACCUGAGCAGCAUUGUGCCCGCCAUUUGGCUGUUGGAGCUGGACAAGAUUGAGCGUCGCCUGCAGAUAAUCAAUGCCUCGCUGACCAGCUCGAAUGCCACCAGCCCGAAUCCGAACAACUUUAGCAGCCCCAGCAGCAGCCUCAUCAGCGGCCCCAGCGGCAGCAGCAAUAGCAGUGGCAUGGAUCCAGUGGCGGAUCUGCUGGACGAUGCGGGCAUCAAGCUGCCCGUCAUCAGUGCGGACACCUGGACCACCCUGAUUGAGCAGUUCCUGAUGCUCAUUCUGAUCGUUGGCCGCUGGCUGCUGCCCAAGGGAGACCUCACGCGGGAUCAGCUGAGUCAGCUUCUACUGGUCUACAUUGGCACGGCGGCGGACAUCAUUGAGUUUUUCGACUCCUAUAAGGACGAUUCCAUUGCACGUAUUGGCUUCCUGGUCUACCUGACGCUGGGCAUCUGGUCCUGGAGUCUCAUGCAGUUCACGAUUGUGCUCUCGGCCACACGGGGAAGACGACCCCGGGGCAGUGGCUCGCACCAGAAAGAGGAACACACGGACUGCUGUCAGAACUGCUGCUGUGGCAUCGAUGUGUGGGGCAUUGUCCUCAAUGUCAUACUGCAGGACGCUCCGUUCCUCACCUUCCGCCUGCUGAUCAUCUUCCAGUACAAGAUCAUCAACUACAUGAAUGUCUUCUUUACAUGUAAAAACUCUCUGGUGAUCAUCCUGCAGCUGUAUCGGCUGUACGUGGUCAACGCGGAAUUCUGGAAGAGUCGUCGGGAGAGUCGGAUGGCCAAGUCGCGCCAGUUCCAGUCGCGUCGUCGAGUCCAGGACGCAGAUCAGAACAGCAUCUAUAUGAUAUCCAAUGAGCGUGGCGGCGAUGUUAAAAAGAAAAUCAAAAAGGCCAAAGACAAAGACUAUGCCAUACAGGAGGCCAGCUACAGCAAAAAGAAAAAGGACAAAAAGGACAAGAAGAAGCGAAAACACAAGGACACGGGAUACUCCACGGCCAGCUCACAGAAUCUGUAUUCCACGAAGGCCAGCGGCACCGAGAAGGAUCCGCGACGCAAGGACAAAAAAGGCAAGAAGUCGAAGCGCAUCUGCAGCAGCUCCCCCAGCGACUGCGACCUGGCCAAUGCCAAGAAGCAGAAGCGCGCCAAGAACGCCGACAAAAACGAUAAGAAGAAAAACCGCAAGAUCGAAGUCAUUGAAGAGUCGAACAGCUCGAGCAGCAGCAGCAGCUCCGACUCGAGCAACUCGACGCUGCCCAGCUACGAGGUGAUCGACGAGAAGAAGGCGAAGGCCCGAAGGCGCAAGCAGCGGGGCGGCAGUAGCAGCGACAGCAGCUCCUCGGAAAGCAGCUCGGAGAGCUCCUCCUCCUCAUCCUCGUCCUCAUCGUGAGGUUUGAGCAUUGAGCAAUGAUAUUUUUUGGAACUAACCUCCCAGCGUUAGGUAAACAAUUUUUGUGUGGCAGUCCCCAAAUGAUGGGGCUGAAGCGCCCAGCUCCAGGUGCGCGAAUAUUUUGUAUGACCCCAUCUGAAGGGAGGUCGAAAAUUUGUCGGAAAACAUACAUAUAUUUUGAUAUGUUCAUAUGUUUGCUAAAUCAACUGUAUCUCAAUUUGAAUUGAAAAUAAAGAGCGGGUGGCAGUCCAAUAAGUUGGAAGUGC